Molecule: messenger RNA, 5539 nt
Organism: Setaria italica (foxtail millet)
Lineage: Eukaryota; Viridiplantae; Streptophyta; Magnoliopsida; Poales; Poaceae
Product: myosin-17
Exons: 38
Coding region: 408-5078 (1556 amino acids)
Biological process (GO): actin filament organization; vesicle transport along actin filament
Cellular component (GO): cytoplasm; vesicle; myosin complex
Molecular function (GO): microfilament motor activity; ATP binding; actin filament binding
Source: RefSeq, a predicted model, not a curated record
GACAGAAUUCCUCGAUUCUUUCAAACCGCAAGAAAACUAAGCAGCACGUAAUUACCAUUUCUGCCCUCCGCCGUCUCCCCUCCCCUCCCCUCCGGCCCUCCCCUAGUCCCCUCCCCGACUCGCCGUCGCCGCGCACGCACGGAACCGCCGUGCCAGCAUCGCCGGCGGCAACCACCACGUGCGGAGGAAUCAAUCGUGAAGCAACCUCACGGAAGAGAAGAAAAAAAAAGAGAAGAAGAAGGACCGCUACGAGCAACAGCAAGCAGUAGCGUGGGGGGUUGGUGGGGGAACGGAGCAGAGGCAGUCCAAUUCGCCGCCUCGACGGCCACUGACCUCGCCGGCGGCGGGGUCCCCUCAGCUCGAGCCGACGGAUCCGUGGUCCCAUCUGAUCCGAGCCUGAUCCGCCCAUGGGAACUCCAGUUAACAUCAUCGUUGGUUCUCAUGUUUGGGUAGAAGACCCAACUCUAGCUUGGAUAGACGGGGAGGUUGUUAGCAUAAAAAACAAUGAAGUACAUGUGCAGACAUCGAAUGGGAAAAAGGUUACCACGGACAGAUCAAAAGUUUUUCCUAAGGAUAUGGAAGCUCCACCUGGAGGAGUUGAUGAUAUGACAAGACUGUCGUACUUACAUGAACCUGGUGUUCUUCAGAAUCUUGCUACCCGUUAUGAACUGAAUGAAAUAUAUACUUACACUGGCAGCAUUUUGAUUGCUGUAAAUCCGUUUCAAAGAUUGCCACAUCUUUAUGAUACCCACAUGAUGGAGCAAUACAAGGGUGCAGAUUUUGGGGAAUUGAGUCCCCAUGUCUUUGCUAUUGCGGAUGUUGCUUACAGGGCAAUGAUAAAUGAAGGGAAAAGCAACUCUAUAUUGGUCAGUGGUGAAAGUGGUGCUGGCAAGACUGAGACAACGAAGAUGCUUAUGAGAUAUCUAGCACACUUAGGUGGGCGAUCUGGAGUAGAAGGACGUACAGUAGAACAACAAGUCCUAGAGUCCAAUCCAGUUCUUGAAGCUUUUGGUAAUGCAAAAACUGUGCGAAACAACAACUCAAGUCGCUUUGGCAAGUUUGUUGAGAUCCAAUUUGACAAGACUGGACGGAUCUCAGGAGCCGCCAUCAGAACUUACUUGCUGGAAAGAUCACGUGUGUGCCAAAUUAAUACCCCGGAAAGAAAUUAUCAUUGCUUUUACUUCCUUUGUGCUGCACCACCUGAGGACAUUCAGAGGUAUAAGCUAUCUGAUCCUAAAUCCUUCCAUUACCUCAACCAGUCAAGCUGUAUCGAGGUGGACGGAAUUAAUGACGCCGAAGAGUAUUUAGCAACAAGAAGGGCCAUGGACAUAGUUGGAAUCAAUGAGGAAGAGCAGGAAGCUAUAUUCAGGGUUGUAGCAGCUGUACUUCAUCUUGGAAAUAUAGAUUUUGCCAAGGGAACGGAAAUUGAUUCAUCUGUAAUCAAGGAUGAUAAAUCCAGGUUCCACCUUAAUACUGCAGCAGAACUUUUGAAAUGCGAUUCCAAGAAUCUGGAAAAGACUCUGAUAACACGAGUAAUAGUCACGCCCGAAGAAAUUAUUACUAGAACACUUGAUCCUGCUUCUGCAAUUGCUAGCAGAGAUGCAUUAGCUAAAACAGUAUACUCCCGCUUGUUCGAUUGGAUUGUGGAAAAAAUUAAUGUCUCAAUUGGACAGGACCCUAACUCAAAACAAUUGAUUGGUGUUCUUGAUAUCUAUGGUUUUGAGAGCUUCAAAGUUAACAGUUUUGAACAGCUAUGUAUCAAUUAUACAAAUGAAAAGCUGCAACAACAUUUUAACCAGCAUGUGUUCAAAAUGGAACAAGAAGAGUAUACCAGAGAAGCGAUAAACUGGAGUUACAUCGAGUUUGUUGAUAAUCAAGAUGUCCUAGACUUGAUAGAGAAGAAAGGUGGAUUGAUUGCACUUCUGGAUGAAGCAUGUAUGUUUCCUAGAUCAACACAUGAGACAUUUGCGCAGAAGUUAUAUACAACUUUUAAGAAUAACAAGCGGUUUGCCAAACCAAAGCUUUCACGCACUGAUUUUACAGUUGUCCAUUAUGCUGGCGAUGUGACAUACCAAGCUGAUCAAUUCUUAGACAAGAACAAAGAUUAUGUAGUGGCUGAACAUCAGGAUCUGCUGAAUGCUUCUUCAUGCCCGUUUGUAGCUGGUUUAUUCCCUCCACUCCCUCAGGAGACUGCAAAGUCUUCAAAAUUUUCAUCCAUUGGAUCACGUUUCAAGCUGCAACUUCAAUCUCUCAUGGAAACUUUGAGCUCUACUGAACCCCACUAUAUUAGAUGUGUGAAGCCAAAUAAUCUCCUCAAGCCAGCCAUUUUCGAGAAUACAAAUGUUAUACAGCAACUACGAUGUGGAGGUGUUCUUGAAGCUAUCAGGAUCAGCUGUGCCGGAUACCCUACAAGAAAAACAUUUUAUGAAUUUGUCAAUCGUUUUGGCGUCCUUGCUCCUGAAGUUUUAGAAGGGAGCAAUGAUGAUAAGAUUGCUUGCCAGAAGAUUUUGGAAAAAAUGGGUCUGGAGAACUACCAGAUUGGAAAAACAAAGGUGUUUCUCAGAGCUGGACAGAUGGCUGAUUUGGAUGCACGUAGAGCUGAAGUAUUAGGAAGAGCAGCAAGGAUCAUACAGAGACAAAUAUGCACAUAUAUUGCAAAGAAACAGUUUUUCGAGCUUAAGAAAUCAGCAACACAGCUACAAUCUUUUGUCAGAGGAACCUUGGCUCGUAAGCUGUAUGAGUGCAUGAGGCGGGAAGCAGCAGCAGUGAAAAUACAAAAGAAUAUGCGUCGCCACAGAGCACGAGAGUCUUAUUUACAACUGCAAGCAGCUGCAAUCACACUGCAGACAGGCUUAAGGGCAAUGUCUGCUCGCAAAGAAUUCAGAUUCAGAAAGGAAACAAAAGCAGCUAUCCACAUCCAAGCUCGAUGGCGCUGCCACAGAGACUACUCACAUUACAAGAAUCUGCAAGGUGCAGCUCUUACUUACCAGUGUGCCUGGAGGCAAAGACUUGCGAGAAGAGAGCUCAGAAAGCUCAAGAUGGCCGCGAGAGAAACAGGGGCCCUUAAAGAGGCCAAGGAUAAACUUGAGAAGCGUGUUGAAGAGCUAACCUGGCGCUUAGGAUUGGAGAAGCGAUUAAGGACUGACCUUGAGGAAGCAAAAGCCCAGGAAAUUGCUAAGCUGCAAGAGACAUUGCAUGACAUGCAGCUUCAAGUUGAAGAAGCGAAGGCCAUGGUUGUUAAGGAAAGAGAAGCUGCUAGAAAGGCAAUUGAAGAAGCACCUCCAGUAAUUAAAGAGACUCCUGUCAUAGUCGAAGACACUGAAAAGAUUAACUCACUCACAGCUGAAGUUGAACAGCUAAAGGCUUUGCUGCAAAAUGAAAGGCAAGCAACAGAAGCUGCAAAAAGAGAACAAGCUGAAUCUGAACGGAGAAAUGAAGAACUAAUUAAGAAGUUUGAGGGCGCAGAGAAAAAGAUUGAGCAACUUCAGGACACUGUCCAGAGGCUGGAAGAGAAAGCGACCAACAUGGAAUCUGAGAACAAAGUGCUCCGCCAACAGGCUGUUGCAAUUUCUCCUACGGCAAAAUCAUUAGCUGCAUAUCCUAAGUCUCCUUUCCAGCUGAAAACUCCGGAAAAUGGAAAUGCUCUAAAUGGAGAAAUGAAGUCAUCGCCAGAUGUCACCCCUAUCUCACUAAACCCCAAGGAGCUUGAAGCUGAAGAGAAGCCACAAAAAUCACUUAACGAGAAGCAGCAGGAAAAUCAAGACCUGUUGAUCAAGUGUGUAUCACAAGAUCUGGGAUUCUCCACUGGCAAACCUAUUGCAGCUUGCCUUAUCUACAGGUGUCUUCUACACUGGAGAUCAUUUGAAGUUGAAAGAACUGGUGUUUUCGACCGUAUUAUUCAAACAAUUGGCUCUGCUAUUGAGUCCCAGGACAAUAAUGACAAGUUGGCAUAUUGGCUGUCAAAUUCAUCUACACUACUGCUGCUGCUGCAACGAACACUGAAAACAACUGGAGCAGCUGGACUCACUCCUCAAAGGCGCAGAUCAUCUGCUGCUUCUUUUGGGAGGGUGUUUUCGGGGAUGCGGGCCUCACCUCAAAGCGCUGGGCGUGCUUUUCUGGGAAGUCGCUUGAUUGGAGGCCUAGGCGAUCUUCGUCAAGUUGAAGCCAAGUAUCCUGCCCUGCUUUUCAAGCAGCAGCUUACAGCUUUCCUAGAGAAGAUCUAUGGAAUGAUAAGAGACAACUUGAAGAAGGAGAUAUCUCCUCUGCUUGGCCUUUGCAUCCAGGCUCCAAGAACAUCUCGCGCAAGUCUAAUUAAAGGAUCACGUUCUCAAGCAAAUGCCUUGGCUCAGCAAACUCUGAUUGCCCAUUGGCAGAGCAUUGUGAAGAUAUUGACAAAUUAUUUGAAUAUUUUGAAAGCCAAUUAUGUACCUUCAUUCUUAAUCAGCAAAGUGUUCACUCAAAUAUUUUCAUUUAUUAACGUUCAGUUGUUUAAUAGGUAUGAUUUCAAUAGUUGCUCUACCUGUGGUACAUUAGGUUCUCUUUCCAUUUGGGUUUUAAGAAACUCCUUGUAUUGUAGUUUGCUUCUUCGACGGGAGUGCUGUUCAUUUAGCAAUGGAGAAUAUGUGAAAGCUGGGUUGGCAGAAUUAGAACAGUGGUGCAUUUAUGCGACUGAAGAGUAUGCAGGUUCUUCUUGGGAGGAAUUAAAACAUAUUAGGCAGGCUGUUGGAUUCCUCGUAAUCCAUCAAAAGCCAAAGAAAACGUUGAAAGAAAUCACCAACGAUUUGUGCCCUGUCCUUAGCAUACAACAGCUAUAUCGAAUCAGUACAAUGUAUUGGGAUGAUAAGUACGGCACUCACACCGUUUCCUCAGAUGUCAUCUCAAGUAUGAGAGUAAUGAUGACCGAAGAUUCUAAUAAUGCUGUGAGCAGUUCUUUCUUGUUGGACGAUGAUUCCAGCAUUCCAUUUUCCGUGGAUGACAUCUCAAAAUCGAUGACAGAAAUCGAGGUAACAGAUGUUGAUAUGCCACCUUUGAUCCGGGAGAACUCAGGGUUUACAUUCCUACACCAAAGAAAGGACUAACCUGGUGGUUCUUCCAGCUGCAAGCGGCAAGCCUCUUGCUUUUGCUCUCCACCCAACCUGUGCAUAACUCAUGUACAUACAUACACUCAUGCCUUUUGCUCUCUGGUCAGGGUAUUUGUUAGAUGUAUUUGUUGCUUUUUGUUAGGCUUUCGUUUGAUUGAUUGGUUCUUUCUUCAAUCUUAUCCCUUUUUUCUGGGGGAAGGGUCGUCAAUUCAUAUAUUUUAUAGUAGUGAAGGGGUCGGAUGCCCCUGGUCAGGUCUCCGAGCUGCUAUUGGAAAAGCUCGCGAGCCUUCAGCGUCUGGAAAAGGUUUUCCACUGCUGUGAGUUGGUCAUUGUGUCGUCAUUGAUAUGGUUCGUCACCAUAUUGUAAAUUGCAAAGCAGAUUAUAGUUGAAAAAAUUACAGUGACAGCAAAGUUUCUGGUGUGACCUCCGUAUCGAAAUGCACUAUGAUGUUCUGGAA